Chelmon rostratus (copperband butterflyfish) is the source of this 1891-nucleotide messenger RNA. RefSeq names its product MAX dimerization protein 3 (gene mxd3). The transcript is spliced from 6 exons. Gene Ontology annotation, biological process: regulation of transcription by RNA polymerase II. The record is from RefSeq and is a predicted model, not a curated record. Gene Ontology annotation, molecular function: protein dimerization activity; RNA polymerase II cis-regulatory region sequence-specific DNA binding; DNA-binding transcription factor activity, RNA polymerase II-specific. Lineage: Eukaryota; Metazoa; Chordata; Actinopteri; Chaetodontiformes; Chaetodontidae. The coding region runs from base 68 to 667 and encodes 199 amino acids.
UCAGGGUCCUGACGCUUACACCGCAGUAGGUUUGACCCGCGGUUGUUUGUUUUUGACAAAAACAAUAAUGGAAGGACACGUUUGCAACAUCCAGGUGCUUCUCCGGGCAGCUGAGUUUCUGGAGAGAAGAGAGCGAGAGGCAGAGCACGGAUACGCCUCGGUCCUGCCUCUCAGUCCGGAUCCCUCUGACAAGAGGAGCAAACAGAAGAGCAAGAAGAUAUCUGCUGGUGGCAAUAGGUCAGUUCACAACGAGCUGGAGAAAAACAGGCGAGCUCAGCUGAGGCACUGCCUGGAGCAGCUCAAGAAGCAGGUCCCUCUGUCAUCUGACUCCAUGAGGAACACCACCCUCAACCUGCUGAGACGGGCCCAGCUUCACAUAAAGAAGCUGCAGGAGCAGGACGAGCGCGCGGAGCAGCUGAAGGGCCGCCUGCGCUGGGAGCAGAGGGAGCUGCGGGUUCGGCUGGAGCAGCUGCAGAGAGGCUCAGAGAGGAUGAGGAACGACAGCCAGGGGUCCACCAUGUCAUCCGAGAGGUCCGACUCCGACAGAGAGGACGUGGAGAUCGAUGUGGAGAGUAUCGUGUUUGACUGUGUGGACUCUGACGGACUGAGCAUUACACACACUGAUGCAGACCACUGUUACUCCAGCAUGGACAAGGCCUGGCUAUGACAGCAGCAAAAGCUGCGGUAACGCAUUUGCUGUCACCAGGUGGACGGGAAGAGGAGAAAACAUUCCAAAAAACAAGCAAGCGGAGGACGAGGCUGUAUGGAGGAAAGUUGUUACUGUACAACUGAACACGUUUUUUGUAAAAAAAAAAAAAAAACUUUUGACACCCUCUUUUCCAAAUAUGUCAGACUACAAGCUAAACGAUAAUAUUAUGAAUGAGCUGUGUCCAUUUGCACUGAAUAGCAGUUAAAAUCACUGGGCUGGAAUGGAUGUAACAUCACGCAUACAUAUUCUCUGGCAUCAACCAUGAAUGGCGUUUCUGUCCAAAGCCAUGAGGUGUCCGUCACUUCCACCGAUUCAAACUGUUCAGAAACAUUCAUCUUUCAGGGCUUUUUAAAAAUCCAAAUAAGGGCUUUUUAUUCAAACUCUUAACUUAUUCUUUUCUACAGUAUGUCUAUACUGGAGUCUGCCUUAAAAUCAGAUUUGGUUUUAUAUUCCGUAGAUUUUCUUUAGCACUAAGUUCAGUUUCAAUAACGGCAUGUGUAGCAUGCACUUAUUAUUAUUUUGUAUUUUUGUCCUACUAUGUACGUUUAUUCAGACAUUUUGAAUUUUUUUUUCUUCUGUUGCACAACACGUCCACACAUUGCACUUGUUUUGUCUCUAAAAGACUUCGAAAUGAAUACCGUGAACAGACAUUAACUGGUCAUAUUUGCACAUUUAUAUCUGGCAGUUAAGUAACUGUGCCAAAUAUACAUUUGGUCUGUUUGUGCACAAUUCAGUCUGUAAUUAAGUGCAAGAAUUUUGAUGCUUGUAUUAGAGAGGAAUUGUGAGAACAUAUGGAGAGAGGUUUAAUGACAGUUUAAUUCACUGCUAAUGUUAACUGGUAUGAUUUCUUAGAAGUGUUUAUCACAGCUGUACACUUCAUUGCUUCUAUGUUUGUCAAUAUAAAUCUUAAUUAUGCAUGCAACAAAUUCACCAGUCAGGCAAGUAAUAUCUACUUGUAGUAAUUAUGCAAUAUAUGCUGUAUUACAGGUAUGUAUCAUAUUCAUUGCUAUAUAUUUAAAACUGAAGGUGCUUUUUUUUUUUUACCCUUCUUUUAUAUAUGCAAGAUGCCUUAUUAUCUUUUAAUAUUACGUAUGCAUUCAUCUGUCUCUCCGCCCAGUAAUAUUAUGUAGCAUUUUUGUACUGGUGUAAGCUUUUUUAUUGAAUAAAUAUUUUCUAUAUUUA